AUUCUACACCAGGCGCGCCACUACAUCCGACACUAUUCCAACGCCAACGCCGCUCACGAGCAUCGCAUCGCAUAGAUCUCAAGCACGAUACUACGAUCCCGCUAUCCUGACCGCACCGGAACGAUUCGCGACCGAGAUAUCCUCGCCGGCGCAUUCUGCAAGGCCGACCGCCAUCCUCAACGGCGCAGCUUCACUUCCUCCAAGUGCAGCAGGACUCGGCAAGCCGGCGUACGUACAGUCCGGGGCCCCGACCGCAACAGUCAGCACAUCGCACGCCUAUAGGGAGCAGCCGGGAGUGGGCCUUGGAGCCAUUGGAAUUAUCUUCGUUUCCAGCUUGCGAGCUUUCUCUUCCUUUACCAUACACUGAAAACCACUCCUACGCUGCCACGUGAGAGUGCGUUUGCCCUCACCGCCCGCGCCUCGCGCCCCUCCGCCCACCGCCGCUGGCUGCUCGACAGCGCCCGUUCACCAGCUGCGCGAAGAUGGACGCUCCUUCCACCCCGCCACAGCGGUUCACCCGCCCACGCACCCCACCAACGCCACUGCACGGCGACGCCUACAACGGCCUGCACCCAUACAAGCCUGCAUCCCCGCCUGCAUCACCUGCACCACCUGCUCGCCCGCAGAUGCACGGCGGAAGCAAGUCGGCACGAUCCGGCGACAACGAUGCCACUGCUUCCGACAUGUUGCCAACUCCAUCUAAGACUCCGUCUUUGACUCCAGCACAGAAGCGUGCGCGUGCCUCAAGUAUCCAGUAUUCGCCACGUGCCUUGCACUUUCAACCAGAGAAUCCAAACGACAGUAUGCCGACUCCGCGCAUCGCUCGCAAGAACAAGUUCAUCCGCCUGGACGACGACGACGGUCUCGACAUUGGCCGUCCGAACAAGAGCGCCAAGUCCGACAUUCAAAUCUACACCGAAGUCCAGGCCAGAGUUCCAGAGGAUGACUCGUCAGACGACAACGUCUUUCGCGAUGUCCCACGUGGUCGCACUACUACCGUCUCAGAGCCAGUCUACCAAAACCGUGGUGGUGGCGACUGGGAUUCUCCGAGUCCACCGCGCCAGCGCCCACGCAAGACCGUUGAUGAGUUGGUCGAGGAAGCGCGCAUGCAGGCAGCUGUCAACCGCGGAGAGGGCAUGUUUUUCAUGUACCGUGGUAAGAAAUGCUUCCGCAAAUUCGCAGAUGUUGAGGGCGUCGAGGAUGCCGGUGCCUCCUCUCGCGAACAGCAGCAGCUCAAGCGUGCAAUUGGCCACUCUGCUCAUCGUGGCUUGACUCGCAGCAACAUCGAACCUCGUCUGCUGUGGCCACAGGCAAGCCAGACAAGCUACACCGACGAGGAGGCAGAAACAGACGUCGACAUGCCAGACCAGCGCACCACGAUGACCGAGUCACAAGAGCAUGACUCUGGUGUGUCUUUCGCCGGCCCAGCCGUGCAUGCCACUCCGGUCAAGCAGAGCAAGUCGAAGCGCAAGCCAAUGAUCAGCCCCCCGACUACCGCUCGCACCACAAGACAGUCACGCUUUGAUGAUGUGCCAAGCUUCGAGGAAACGCUCGAGGCCGAUGAUGAAGCACCAGCUGAGCCCAUCUUGCCUACUCCGCAGCGCAGCUCACGCAAGAAGAAGGUCACCAUCAAUGACUUUCCGGUCUUUGAAGACCAUACUUCGGACACCGCCGUGCCAUCAACACCAGGCCGCGCCCGCAACACGCGCAACGAGCCUCAGCUCACUCCGAUCGUCGAAGGCAGUGAGGAGCCAGUUUCUGCUGGUAACACUUCACCCACUGCCGCUAGCAGCGACCGCCGCAGCAAGCGUAGCCCAUUCGACAGCUGGCAGCGCACCAAGGCUGGCACGAAGCGUGGGGCUGUCGCUGACGCUGCCGGCGACGGAAAAGUCAAGUGCCCUCGCAGCAGCACGCGUACGAACCCGUCUCGAGCCUAGGUAGCCGACCAGCUUCGUCGCAUGCAAUUCUGACGGCCUCAAUGAUCGACUACAACCUGUUCGAUACAUUAAUACCUUGCAUCACAACACGGUUACAGAUGGCGCAAAAUUCUUUCACACGACAAAGGGAUACCCACGGAUGGCGCUUUUGCAUUUUUGCACGACUUUUCACUUCUGAAUUUCUCACACCGCACUUGGCUGUUCUCUCUCGACUGGCUUUGAUCGUGUACGAGACUACUAGAAUGGAUGGGCUCUAGCGAUGGCGCUUCACAGGUGUUUCAGGAUGGAGAAAUGGAUCAGAAAGAGUGAUUGAGAUUCAGGCGCUUUGCGCGUUUGGCAGCUCAGCCUUUGGGCAUUGCCUUCACUGAAUUGGCGGGAUUUCUGAGGCAUGGACAGGAACUGCAUCACUGGCAUUGUUUUUCAUCGCGAUUGUUUUCUCUCUGCCGCCGACGCCUACGGGCUGGCUGGGUGGCUGGCGGUCAGGUCAGGUCUGGGUGUUAGAUACUUGGGCCGGGCGAGAACCUGUACUGCUGGAAGUACUGCUACUGCAAACUACGCACAGCGUCGACAACAACGAUGUAGAACGAAUGAAAUGCAACACUAUGCGACCCUG
Cercospora beticola is the source of this 2550-nucleotide messenger RNA. RefSeq lists its product as uncharacterized. The record is from RefSeq and is a predicted model, not a curated record. Lineage: Eukaryota; Fungi; Ascomycota; Dothideomycetes; Mycosphaerellales; Mycosphaerellaceae.